Molecule: messenger RNA, 885 nt
Organism: Mastomys coucha (southern multimammate mouse)
Lineage: Eukaryota; Metazoa; Chordata; Mammalia; Rodentia; Muridae
Gene: CUNH12orf57
Product: chromosome unknown C12orf57 homolog
Exons: 3
Coding region: 434-814 (126 amino acids)
Biological process (GO): post-embryonic development
Source: RefSeq, a predicted model, not a curated record
ACGAAACUGUACUUUAUGAUUCACAUCUCAGUGGAAGGACGUGGAAAUGGCACCCUGAUCUCACCCUCACCGAAAGUGGAGUUGAUGCUCUUCCCUGGCUCGCUACAGACGCACUUCCGCAAGUGUUACAGCUCUUUUUGAAUUUGUCUAGCAGGUUUUCUGACUUCGGUCGGAAAACCCCUCCCAAUCUCUCUGGUCUAUAAUAACAGUAAGCAUCUGCUGCCCCCGCCAUCUGUGGGAUGAGCGCCUUAAAUCCCGCUCUAGUAUCCUAGGAAACGCGUGUGUGCUAGAGCCACGCUCUCAGACUUCCGCCUCGUGCGACACCGCUUCCUUUCUGCCUCCACUGGCCUUACAGCCGCGGGAGAGGCGGCUGGCAGCAGGCCUCUCCGGAUCGCUUCUGUAUUCCCACUACUCAAGUACUGAGUGGUGUCCUAUGGCGUCCGCCUCGGCUCAGCCCGCGGCCCUGAGCGCAGAGCAGGCCAAGGUGGUCUUGGCGGAGGUGAUCCAAGCGUUCUCGGCCCCAGAGAAUGCCGUGCGCAUGGACGAAGCUAGAGACAAUGCGUGCAACGAUAUGGGCAAGAUGCUGCAAUUCGUGCUGCCCGUAGCCACACAGAUCCAACAGGAGGUUAUUAAAGCCUAUGGCUUCAGCUGCGACGGGGAAGGUGUCCUUAAGUUUGCCCGCCUGGUCAAGUCUUACGAAGCCCAGGAUCCCGAGAUUGCCAGCCUGUCGAGCAAGCUAAAGGCCCUAUUCCUGCCACCCAUGACACUGCCGCCCCAUGGGCCUGCUUCCGGAAGCAGCGUGGCUGCCUCCUGAGAUUUUUCUGUGUGCCACUGCUAUGGAGGAGGCCCCUGUGUUCCAGGAUAAUAAAUGUACUUGUGACUAAA